AUGCUGCCACAGUUGGCCAGGGCAGCACGCCGGAUCCUCACUUCUGCCAGCAUUCCACACAGGGUGUGGAGUGUCAGGAACGCGUCUUGUGACAAGCCGGAGAACCUGGCCGCUGUUCUCUGCGCUGUCAACGACUUACGCGUAGAAAAGAGACCUAUGCCACCAGAGCCAAAGGAAAACCAAGUGCUUAUACGCAUGGGCAGUGUUGGGAUAUGCGGCUCAGAUGUACAUUAUCUGGUGCAUGGUCGAAUAGGCGACUAUGUGGUUAAGGAUCCCAUUGUACUUGGCCACGAAUCAUCGGGCACAGUUGAAAAACUUGGUCCUUGUGUGAAGGACUUGAAAGAGGGUGACCGCGUAGCCCUUGAACCUGGCACACCGUGCAGAAUGUGUUCUUAUUGCAAAGAAGGUCGCUACCACCUCUGCCCUGACGUUAUUUUCUGUGCAACUCCGCCGGUUGACGGAACCAUGUGCCGUUACUACGUGCACACAGCAGAUUUCUGCUACAAGUUGCCAGACAAUCUGACCCUGGAGGAUGGAGCGCUGCUGGAACCGCUAUCUGUGGCCGUACACGCUUGCCGGAGAGCUAAUCUGUCCUGUGGCACCAGAGUCUUAAUUGUCGGGGCAGGACCCAUCGGCCUGGCCACCAUUUGUGCAGCCAGGGCGUACGGAGCGGUCAGGAUUGUUAUCACAGAUCUGAAUACACAUCGGCUAGAGAUUGCCAAGAAACUGGGGGUGGAUGCAACUGUCAGAGUCUGUGAAGGCAUGGAAGAGACACAAAUAGCGGCCGAGGUGCAGUGUCAGCUAGGGGGACCCGCCCAUGUUACCAUCGAGUGUUGUGGCACCGAAUCUUCCAUCAAGCAGGGCUUACUGGCUACACGCUAUGGAGGCACCUUCGUUCUUGUGGGUGUGGGCACUGACAACGCACGCUUGCCACUCACUCCCAUAUUCCAUGAAGUGAGAUUUAUUGGAUCUUUCCGUUACUCCAAUGCGUAA
Molecule: messenger RNA, 993 nt
Organism: Schistocerca nitens (vagrant locust)
Lineage: Eukaryota; Metazoa; Arthropoda; Insecta; Orthoptera; Acrididae
Product: sorbitol dehydrogenase-like
Exons: 7
Coding region: 1-993 (330 amino acids)
Biological process (GO): D-sorbitol catabolic process
Molecular function (GO): zinc ion binding; L-iditol 2-dehydrogenase (NAD+) activity
Source: RefSeq, a predicted model, not a curated record